Iphiclides podalirius (scarce swallowtail) is the source of this 660-nucleotide messenger RNA. The record is from the annotation of a GenBank genome assembly. Lineage: Eukaryota; Metazoa; Arthropoda; Insecta; Lepidoptera; Papilionidae.
AUGCGGGCUUCACUGACUGGUUAUAGAGCGCCUUCACCACAAGCGCUAUCAGUUACAAGGGUCAAUGAUGGACCGGUUCUCGUGAACACUAAGAUACGUCGCAGCGUGCGAGCGUGCGCGCACCGGCGUCGCAACAUGGGCCAGGAACAGUCCCAUGUCGCGCACGGCGGAGUAGCACAAGCGAGGCGGCAAAGGGACGACGAGGAGACGGCGCAGCGGAGGUCCGGCCCGGCGGAGGGCGAGGGUGACCUGAGGCGCCACAGAGCGCGCCGCAGCGGCGAGAGCUUCAAGAGCGACCACUCGACCGAGAGCGGCGGAUACCGCAGCGGAUCUAGCGGCUACCGGAGCGGAUCCAGCAGCUACCGCAGCGGAUCCGGCGGAUUCCAGUCGGACGAUUACCACUGCGCCGCGUUGUAUAAGAACGACCACUACCGCGAUACGAGCAGGGAGUUGUACAGGCCGGUGAAGAUCGCGAAGGAGCGACGCCACAAGGUGCUGUUCGGCGAAGGGGAGGAGUCGAGUCGCUUGGCCAGCUAUCUCAGUGACGAGGGCAAAGCCAAGCCGAAGGGCGCAGCGCCAACGGCAAAGAGGACGGGGAUAAGGAACUACACGCCGAAGAUACUGUCAGACGGCGAGCCGAAGAGGAUAGAGAGUUGGAUU